Zophobas morio is the source of this 2907-nucleotide messenger RNA. RefSeq lists its product as uncharacterized. Bases 1 to 2907 code for a protein of 968 amino acids. The transcript is spliced from 2 exons. Lineage: Eukaryota; Metazoa; Arthropoda; Insecta; Coleoptera; Tenebrionidae. The record is from RefSeq and is a predicted model, not a curated record.
AUGACCGAAGAAGAACUUAAAGUAUUAAUAGCUCGUAGAGGUUUAAUAAAAGGUAAAGUAACGCGAAUCAAAUCUUAUGUAGAAAAAUUCACCGCAAGCGAUAAUACUCGUACGUAUCAAAUUAGGUCUAGAUUAUUAAAUUUGCGCGAAGCCUUUAGAGAAUUUGAUAAUAUUCAAAAUCAGAUAGAAUUAAUUGAGUCUAGCGAAAGACAAAACAAAGAGCGAGAUGAGUUCGAAACCACCUAUUAUGAUUUAGAGGCACACAUGCAGCUUUUGAUCGACGAUGGAUCAACGAUCCCACCGUCAACCAGUAGUUCAGGUAGUAGUGAUACCACUAAUCAAUCACGAGUAAUUAACCCGGUAAGGUUGCCCACAUUGGAAUUGCCGUCGUUUACGGGGAAUUAUUUGCAGUGGACCCCAUUUUCAGACACCUUUAAAUCGUUGAUUCACGAAAGUCAGUUGUACAGUGAUAUUGAAAAGUUUCAUUACUUAAAAUCAUGUUUAAAAGGCGAUGCUCAUAAAACUGUUGAAAUGCUAAGCGUAUCAGCUUCAAAUUAUAAGGUCGCGUGGGAAUUGUUAGAAAAACGGUUCAAUAAUCAGCGGUUAAUUAUUCAAGAGCACGUGGUAGCUAUUUUGAAUACUCCACAAAUAAUUAAAAACUCAGCCUCUUCAUUGCGCAAAUUGUUAGACACCGUUAAAGUAAACAUGGAAGCACUAAAGGUGCUUCAGCAAGAUACCGAAAAGUGUGAUAUAUUUGUUGUUCCCAUUGUAGUGUCAAAAUUUGAUUUUCUUACAAAAAGGGAGUGGGAAUCAGGUUUAUCAAAUCAGGUACCGUCAUUGAAGGAACUGCUAGAGUUUUUAGAAAAACGAACCUUACUGUUAGAAUCGUUAAAUUCACAUGACAUGGCAAAUCAUAAAGUUCAAAAUACCUCGAAUUUUCAUAAGCAUUUCGCGAAAUCAAAUAACAACGUUACUAAAACUACUGCAUCCAACACAGGUCUAAGCAAUGAUAAUAAGGAUACGUUAAAAUGUUUUUUGUGUCAGCAAUCUCAUACGUUAUACCAUUGUCACAAAUUUCUUGCAUUGCCCAUAAUGGAAAGAUUAAAUAAGGUCAGAUUAUUAAAGCUUUGUCAGAACUGUUUUAGAAGAAACCACACAGUCGAUAAAUGCAAGGCAAGUUUAUGCAAAUUUUGCAAUGAGAGGCAUAAUUCUUUAUUACAUAUUGAUUAUCCCGCUACAACUAGCGAUAAUAACUCCAACAGUCAUUCGGUUGCUUCACAUUCAAUGAGUAAGGAAUCCAGUACUCAGGCUUUAUUGUCAACAGCGAUUGUACUAGUUUCAAGUGCAAAAAACACUUGGGUAAAAUUGCGAGCUCUACUCGAUGUGGGAUCCCAACACAAUUUUAUAUCUGAAAAGGCGGUAAAACUUUUAGGGCUUGAAACUAAGAAAACUGAUUGGGUCAUCAAUGGCAUUGGCGAUUGUCAAGGUAGAAGUCGUGAUGCAUGCGAAAUUAUCGUUAAAUCUGUUUAUGAUGAUUCGCCAAACUAUGAAGUACAAUGUUUAGUUUUGCGUAAAAUUACUAAUAAUUUGCCAUUAAUCUCUUUGGAGAAAUGCCAUUUAGAAAUUCCGUCUAAUUUAAACCUGGCCGAUGUAGAAUUUUUUAAAACGGGUGAAAUAGAUCUUUUAUUAGGAGUAGGCAUUUUUUGGAAAAUAAUGAAAAUGGGCCAAAUAAAAACAACAAAUGGUUCCCUACACUUCCAAGAAUCUUCGCUUGGCUGGUUGGCAGGCGGCGAUGUUCAAUGUCAUAAUCCUUUACCCUUCUCGGUAUGCCAUUUGUCUCUUAAUUCAAUAGACCGACAAAUUAAAAGGUUUUGGAAAAUUGAGGAAUGGCCUGCCAACGCAAAUAUUCCUUUCUCCGAAGAAGAGCGGAAAUGUGAACAACACUUUAUGAGUACCUAUAAACGAAAUGUAGACGGGCGGUUUAUCCUAAAAUUGCCUUUCAAAGCGUCUUCCGAAAGAUUAGGAACAUCUGCAGAGGUAGCCAUAAAACGAUUUGCGGCACUUGAAAGAAAGUUUAUUAACGACCCUCCUUUAAAAGAGCGUUACAGGUCAUUUAUGGAAGAGUAUGAACAGUUAAAACACAUGGAACCAAUACCAUUAGCAUCAAUAACUGAUUCAAAUUGUUUUUAUUUGCCUCAUCACGCAGUGGUGCGCGAAACUCGGGAAUUUGUCAAAAUCCGAGUCGUAUUCGAUGCCAGUUGUAAAUCAUCGAGUAAUAUCAGUCUAAAUGAUAUACUAGCGGUUGGCCCAAAAAUACAGGAUGACCUAAUUUCCAUAUUGCUAAGAUUUAGAUUCCACAGGUACGUAAUUUCGAGCGACAUUAACAAAAUGUAUAGACAAAUAUUAAUAGCUCCGGAAGAUAGACAAUUUCAAAGAAUAGUAUGGCGUGAGGACGCACAUAAGCCGUUACGCGUCUUUCAGUUAAAUACAGUGACUUAUGGCACCGCUUCGGCGCCAUUUCUUGCGGUACGCUGUUUGCAACAGUUAGCCGAUGAAAAUCGUGAAAUAUACCCUAAGGUUUAUCCAGUAAUAGUACACGAUUUUUACAUGGACGAUGUACUCACGGGGGCCGACACAAUAGAAGAAGUUGUGAAAAUUCGAGACCAAUUAAUAGAGGUAUUAACAAGCGGGGGUUUUGAACUAAGGAAAUGGGCGUCGAACAACUCAAAUAUUUUACCUGAUGAUAUUUCCCUGAAUACUUCGGAUACAAACGGUCAAAACAAUGAUUUUAUCAGUUUUGAUAAAGAGGGGGAGUCAAAAACUUUGGGUCUUUAUUGGAAUUGUCGCAUGAAAACUUCACAAAACGAAAAAUACUAUCAAUUGUCUCCAAAAUAUUCAAUCCUUUAA